Messenger RNA from Malaya genurostris, 2144 nucleotides. RefSeq names its product protein wntless (gene wls). Gene Ontology annotation, biological process: intracellular protein transport; Wnt protein secretion; Wnt signaling pathway. The record is from RefSeq and is a predicted model, not a curated record. Gene Ontology annotation, molecular function: Wnt-protein binding. The coding region runs from base 146 to 1786 and encodes 546 amino acids. The transcript has 4 exons. Gene Ontology annotation, cellular component: endomembrane system; organelle membrane. NCBI's taxonomy places the organism in Eukaryota, Metazoa, Arthropoda, Insecta, Diptera, Culicidae.
UCGUUCGCUUCGCAAUCAACAAGAGAAGUCUGAAUGUUAAUUUACCGGAUCGCAAGGCUGGAGUGACUAGGGAUUUGGAACUUUCCGUUUCGGAAUCCAGUGUAAAACUGGCGUCAAAGGUCGAAUCAGGAUAAGAAGCUCUGCGAUGUCAGGAACAAUUUUGGAAAAUCUCAGUGGCAAAAAGCUGAGUAUACUUGUAUCUUGCUUGCUGGUUUUGCAGUUUCUUUGCUUCCUGCUGGGUGGUCUAAUUGCUCCGGUCCCAGCCAGUGUGCAAACGAUUCUUGGAACUAUUUGCAAGGAUGUUCCCGGUUCGCAUAACGAUACCAAUAUCUGGUUGUAUUCUCGUGGUGAUGACCACUGUCAGAGUUUGGACCAUCUGGAUAUCAACAACCAUGACCUGAAGAUGGCGAAUCAGAUAGUGUUUGUGUUUCAAAUGCCUCUUCCUCGGGAAGGUCGUCAAUUGGACUAUUCUCGCUGGCAACAGAAUCUGAUAGGUGUCCUGCAAACAGACAUUGCUUAUGAUGCCAAUAUAUUACUCAAACCACACUCUAAAAUGACAAUCGAUGCACGUUUAGCCUAUCGGAACAAGGGAGAUCUCGAUCAAAACUGGAAGUAUCUUGCUUCGUCGUUAGAAACGCGAGACUUGGACUGUAUAGCGGACAAUGUGACUGAUGAGUAUUUGUACAAUUGUAACGCCAUUCCACUUUUUGAACUUGGUUCCCUUCAUCACGACUACUAUUUGUUGAACGUAAGACUGCCAGUCGAUAGCGAUAUGAAAAUGAAUCUUGAAAUCGGACACAUUCAGGAUGUACACCUGUCAGUUAUUUAUCAGAACGGAGGUUUCACUAAAGUUUGGGUGUCCCUAAAAACCGUCUUCCUUCCAUUCAUCGUCAUCAUCAUGGCUUGGUUUUGGCAGCGCGUUCACUUGCUUCAACGUAAACCGGCACUUUUGGAAUAUAUGUUACUGGCUUUGGGUAGUGCCCUAACGAUUCUUAAUCUGCCACUGGAAUAUCUAACACUGGUAUUCGAUAUGCCAUUUAUGCUGCUAGUAAGUGAUAUGCGACAAGGGAUAUUUUACGCAUGCUUACUCUCAUUCUGGUUGGUCUUCGCUGGUGAACAUAUGUUAAUUCAAGAAACUGGCGAAAAAUCUACACUUAAAUCGUAUUGGAAACAUUUAAGUGCUGUGGCUGUCGGAUGUGUGUCCUUGUUUCUGUUCGACAUUUGCGAACGUGGAGUACAGCUUCGAAAUCCAUUCUAUUCAAUUUGGGUUUCACGAUUUGGAUCUAAAGUGGCGCUUGGAUUCAUCAUCCUAGCAGGUAUUUCCGCUGGGCUGUAUUUCUUCUUUUUAUGCUUCAUGGUUUGGAAAGUCUUCUGCAAUAUCAAUAUCAAACGAACCUCUCUGCCAUCGAUGUCCUCCGCUCGUCGUUUGCAUUACGAAGGAAUAAUCUAUCGCUUCCAAUUCCUAAUGUUGGCUACAUUGUUGUGUGCUGCGCUGACCGUGAUCGGAUUUAUCAUUGGGCAAGUUUCCGAAGGUCGCUGGAAAUGGGACGAAAACAUUGACCUUGAAUAUACCUCUGCCUUCUUCACCGGCGUGUACGGAAUGUGGAACAUCUACAUCUUUGCUCUGAUCAUUUUGUACUCCCCUAGUCAUAAGAAAUGGCCGGCGAACGAAACUACUGAAAACAUCAUCAGCGAAGAGAUCGAGUUUAGUAAUCUUCCAUCCGACUCAAACCCAAGUGAAAUCUCCUCUUUAACGCAAUUCGCCCGAAAAGCAGCUCUAGACUGAACAAGUAUGGAUAUUCUAAUACAAAAUAUAUUGUAUCCCUUUCUGACAGCUUUACCCUUUUUCGUUCGUUUGUCAUAUUGUUCUGUUAAUGUAGUAUAAGCGACCAUGUUUCGCUUGCCAAUAGUAACAGUAUUAUGAUAACCUACAUAUACAGUAAAUAAGUUGUGUUCGAUGUCAGCUGAAUGUGAUUAACAGUAAAAAUGAUCAACGUAAACAUUUCAGUAUUAAUCGGUGUCAUAAUUAGAAUUUUACUGCUCGUACAUUUACAGGCAUUUGUAGACUUUACCAUUUUUAUGUGUAAUAACUUAUAAAACUACUUUAACCAGCACAUAAUAAAGCAAUCUUUUAUCAGAACUUC